CUGAACCCUUAACCAUUGCACUAUCAGGGCUCCAAAAACAUAGAAGAGUUUUAACGGAACAUAAAUAAAAAUGAAUGAACCGUGAUGAGUUCAUUGAGAAAACUCGAAAAAUAUGUUCUUCCUGAAAAUUUACCCAUGUUAGUAUCAAAUAAUAGUGCAUGUGUUGAUCUAUAAGGGACAAAAUUACAUAGGUGAACUCAGCUUCCACAUUGGACCCCUGACUCCCUGGAGGAAAUCAGGUUUAAGUUUUCCAGCUUGGCCAGGCCUGGUUGCUUCUCAUGCUCUGGGAUAAGUAAAUUCAUUCCUCUGUGAUCUUGUUGCCGGAAAGAAGAGCCCACGGAGCUGCAUGAAGAAUGCAGGCAUGUGCUCUGCGGGCUGGAGCAUGUUCUGCCUUCAGUGCAAAUGCCUCAGGGUGGAGCAUUGCCCUGAGGCUGGGAGGAAGCCAGAAACCUGUCACUCCCUGCUUCCUCAACACUGUUUCCCCCCAUCCUUCUUCCAUUUCAGGUCUCAGGUGUGGUGCAGGGAGAACUGGGGACCUAGGGCAACCAUCUUGCACAUCCAUAAACCAGAAGUCAGGAUUUCAACAGCUCUGACUGGUGUGUGGAGCAAACAUUCAUCUUCCAAACUGCCCAGUGCUCUGCUUCCACUCCCAUCCCUGUUCCUGAAGUGGUUUCUUCUUGGGCUCAGAGAUGACAUUCCUUUAGACUUCUGGAGGCCAGAGAAGGAAAUGGACUCAGUGGUCGCUGAGGAUGUGGCCAUGGUCUUUAGCCAAGAAGAGUGGGCUUUGCUGGAUCUUGCUCAGAGGAAACUCUAUAAAGAUGUGAUGCUGGAAACCUUCAGAAACCUGGCCUCAGUAGUCUCUCGAAACCUUAGUGAUGGAGAAAAGUUAUCCAGUGAACAUAUAAUGGUGCAAUUCAUUAAGAAUAACACCUGGUCUUCCAUGUUAGGAGAAAUCUUCGAAUCACAUGGCAAUAAAGAUCAGCAUGAAAACCAGAGGAGACAUUUGAGAAGUCAUACAAUAGAGAACCUAUGUGAAAGUAAUGAAGGCCAUCUGUGUGGGAAAACCUUCAGCCGGCUUCCAAAUAUUACUGUCCUAAAAAAUAAUCCUCCAGAAGUAAAUCCUUUUAAAUGCUAUGAGAGUGGAAAAGCCUUCAUGGAUCACUCAUCACAUAAGCAUCCUACCAGAUCUCACACUAGAUGCAAUACCUUUCAGUGUAAGGAAUGUGGAAAAUCCUGCAAUUGUUCCUCUCACCUAUCCACUCCUAUGAGAAUUCUUACUGGAAAGAAACCUCAUAAAUGUAAGGUAUGUGGGAAAGACUUCAUUUGUAUCUCAAUGCUUAAGAAUUCUGUGACAACACUCAUUGGUGAGAAACGCUAUCAAUGUAAAGAAUGCGGGAAACAUUUCUGUAGUUUCUCAUCCUUUUGGACACAUUUGAGAGGCCUUAAGUGUGAAUGUAAAGAAGGUUGCAAAACCUAUAGUCAUUCAUCCAUUUUACAUAAAAAAUUUCAUAAUGGAGACAUGCUUUAUGAAUGUAAGGAAUGUGGGAAGGCCUUUAGUCAACCAUCACACCUCAGUGAACAUAUAAGAAUUCACAGUGGAGAGCGAUCUUAUGAAUAUAAAGAAUGUAUAAAAGCCUUCAGUGAUUCCUCAGCCGUCACUAAACAUAUAAGAACUCAGGGUGAAGAACGGCCUUAUAAAUAUAGAGAAUGUACGAAAGCUUUUAGUGAUUUUUCAGCCCUCACUAAACAUAUAAGAACUCGCAGUGGAGAGAGGCUUUAUGAAUGUAAAGAAUGUGGGAAAGCCUUUAGUCGUUCUUCAUCCCUCACUAUACAUAUAAGAAAUCACAGUGGAGAGAAACCUUAUAAAUGUAAGGAAUGUGGGAAAGCUUUUACUCGUUCGUCACUCCUCAGUUCACAUAUAAGAAUUCAUAGUGGAGAGAGACCUUAUAAAUGUAAGGAAUGUGGGAAAGCCUUUAGUCAGGUCUCACAUCUCACUAAACAUAUAAGAACUCACAGUGGAGAGAGACCUUAUGAAUGUAAGGAAUGUGGGAAAGCCUUUAGUUGUUCGUCACACCUCACUUCACAUAAGAAAACUCACAAUAGAGAAAGGCCUUAUGAAUGUAAGCAGUGUGGAAAAGCCUUUAGUCAGUCAUCAUACCUCACUACACAUAUAAUAACUCACAAAGGGCAGAGACCUUAUGAAUGUAAGGAAUGUGGCAAAGCCUUUAGUCUGGCCUCAUCGCUCACUAGACACACAAGAACCCACAGCAGAGUGAUGCCUUAUGAAUGUAAACAUUGUGGGAAAGCCUUUAGUCAGUCAUCACACCUCACUACACAUAUAAGAAUUCAUAGUGGAGAGAGGCCUUAUGAAUGUAAGGAAUGCGGAAAAGCCUUUAGACACGCCUCAUCCCUCACUACGCAUAUAAGAACUCACAGUGGAGUGAGGCCUUAUAAAUGUAGGGAGUGUGGGAAUUCCUUUAGUUGUUACUCACACCUCACUUCACACACAAAAACUCACAGUGGAGAGAGGCCUUAUGAAUGUAAGGAAUGUGGGAAAACCUUUAGUCAGACCUCAUCCCUAACAAAACAUAUAAGAACUCACAGUGGAGAGAAACCUUACAAAUGUAAGGAAUGUGGGAAAGCAUUUAGUUGUUCUUCAUCCCUCACUACACAUAAGAACACACAGUGGAGAGAAACCUUAUGAAUGUAAGGAAUGUGGAAAAGCCUUUAGUCAGGCCUCACACCUUACUUCACAUAUAAGAAUUCACAGUGGAUAAAUUCUUCUGUGUCAAAAGUGGGAUGUUUCAUUCUUACUGCUGUAAUUUCAAACAUCAAAUUUGCCAAAGUCUUUGAUAAAAGAACAGAGUAUCUCAUAGGAAAGCAGUACUAACUCAAAGAAGGGGUAUUAGAGCUAUUUUGUGCCUUUGGGAGAAAUAAUAGUUUCAUUGUAACUGCAGUGCUGCCCUCAUCAAUGUUUUUUAUUUUCUCAGUCCAAGCUAAAUUUUACCUUUCUUAGUCUUUGGCUGUUAAAAAUAAGGCUGCAGGGAAAUAGCUUUGAGAAAACGUGGUUGUAUAUUUUUUAAAUGUUUUUAUUGAUGUUAUUUUACACACAAUAAAAUACACUGAUCUUGUAUUUA
This is a messenger RNA of Trichechus manatus latirostris (Florida manatee), 3137 nucleotides long. Its product is annotated as zinc finger protein 709-like. NCBI's taxonomy places the organism in Eukaryota, Metazoa, Chordata, Mammalia, Sirenia, Trichechidae. The record is from RefSeq and is a predicted model, not a curated record. Gene Ontology annotation, biological process: regulation of DNA-templated transcription.